UGAGGUAUGGUAUGCUGAGCGUGCCUCUGAGCCCCAAUGUUAGAGAGAUUCAAAAUCUCCAGCUGUGCCAACCGUGCAUGCGAGCAGUGGUUCUUGCCGGGUUACAACGACCUACAGCCUUAAGCGUUCGAGAAUCAUCAGGCAGUGUGUUCACGAGGCGAAGCAUAUCCUACUGUCAGUCUGGGACAGAGGAAAGCUGCUUGACAAGCUUGGAACGGUAUCAUCAACGGGUCGAUCACAUGUAGACCACCCGAUAAGUGAGGCGCGGGCACAGAGCCCCCGCAUGCGUGCAUACCAACUUGACCAUGACCCGAUGCUCGGUCCCUCGGCGACAUGUCGAGCGCGGCGAAGACAAGGGCGCGAGGAGCAGCGACUCAGACGAAGACGACUGUCUGUGGAUUGGACGAGGGCAGCGCCACUGCGGCGGGCCACCGCGCACGUGGACCAUCCCUUUGAACCCGCCCAUCCGCUCGGCUCGGUCCAGUUCAGCCCCACCAGCUUUCACGACUACAAAACGAUCCUUGCCCACCAACGCCCUGGACGGCACUCCUUCGCGCAACAUGCUAGCGACAGCUUCUACCGUUGAUCACUCCUUCGAUGACGACGACUGGCUCGCACCGCAGCCCACCCAACGACUGUACCGGGCGGCAUCCGUAGGGAAUAGCUGGGGAGUGACGUCUAUUGGCCGAGGAUUCGACUGGAAGGACCAGGAGGACGAGGCGCAAGGUCCGUCAGCAGUCGAGCACCCUCUGCGACUGCAUGCAGAUCCUCCUGUGCUCGCUCGAGACUCUACCGUGACUCCCGGACGGGUCGCUCGCGGUGCGGCACGGAGUAAUCCGCACGGUCCUUCAAAACAAGCAACUCUAGGAGUGCACACUCCCUUGACAGCCCCCGCAUUCUUUCCCAAUUACUCUGGAUCCUACUUCGCAUCAUCCUCUCCACUGUCACAAUCACCUAAUGCAUCUCGUCCAUCUUCUCCACUCCCGAUUUCUCGCACCGCUUCCCCACGUCCCCUAUCCCCCGGAUCAGCACGGCCACCGCUAUCUCGUACGCCUACUUCGCCUCGAUUAGGUGGACCUGCUCGACCUCGACGAAGGUCCUCACAGCAGCGUGUCUCACUUAUCGCCGGACGUGUGUCGAUCGUCCCGUCCCAGCCUCCAUCUCCGCCACCCGCAGUUCCACAGACGCUUGUUCGAGCGAACAGCGCAGCUAGCUUCCUCAGCGUAGCCACAAGCGCAGGGCCGCCCACACCCAAUUCGGAGGUUGACGCGCUCAACGAGCGUAGCAUAUCGGAGUUUGUGAUUGAACGCGAGAUUGGACGCGGUGCUUAUGGACUCGUCAAGAGAGCGAGAGAAAUGAACACCGAUGGCACGCUUGGGCCUCCGCUAGUCAUCAAGCAGAUCAUCAAGUCGCGCAUUCUCGCUGACUGCUGGAAACGGCAUCCCAAGUACGGGACCAUCCCCAUUGAAAUAUACGUGAUGUCCGCUAUUUCGGCAACGCAAUACGUCCUACCUCCCAGAAGGCCUUGGCACCCGUCGCGACUGUCACCACAGCCAGACGAUAGCUGGGUGGAAGGCAAAGUUGUGAACGGUCACCCUAACAUCUGCCCCCUGCUGGACUUCUUCGAGGACAACCAUUAUUAUUAUCUCGUAUUGCCUUCUACUACACCGGAGCCGAAGGAGGGCGAACCCACGCCACCAUCCGAUCUUUUCGACCUUGUAGAAAGUCAUCCUCGCGGUCUCCCUCCGGAUUCUAUCAGGUCCUAUCUCGGGCAGAUCGCGGAUGGCAUGGCCUUCCUGCAUUCGAAGGGCAUUGUACAUCGAGACAUCAAAGACGAGAACGUCGUGCUCGGUCCUGCAGGGAAGUGCGUUUUGAUCGAUUUCGGUAGUUCUGGCCUCGUGAAGAAGAAUGGGUGGGAUACGUUCAGCGGCACGCUCGACUAUGCUGGUCCAGAAAUCCUCCGAGGCGAGCGGUACUUUGGGAAGGAACAGGAUGUAUGGGCAUUCGGCGUCGUGGCUUAUGUCAUGCUUGUCGGAGAAUGUCCAUUCACUACUGCGGCGGAGGCACAGGAUGGCCUCGAGUCACCCUUCUCGAACGCCUCGAUAGCGUUGGACGAACGUUGCGCUGAGGGCAAGGACCAUGAAGGGGAAGAAACAGACGGAGGUGGGGCUCUGAGGGACGCUGCCGCUCUGGUCCGGGCAUGCCUGCAGGUCGAUGUAGCGGCGCGACCUACCUUCCAGCGGAUUUUACAGAGCCGAUUCUUGAGUGGGCGCGGGGGCUGGGGCACGGAAGAGUGAUACGUCUCGCGAUAUUGAAAAGGGGAGUCCGCGUGGUCUGUGCGUGCAUAGCUUUCUUGGACAUCAGACGCUAGAGAAUGCUGACCCGCUUGCUCGUCCGUGCUGCAGGUAUGUUAUCUGAUGCCUUGCGGCAGCGAA
This is a messenger RNA of Rhodofomes roseus, 2435 nucleotides long. RefSeq names its product kinase-like domain-containing protein. Gene Ontology annotation, molecular function: ATP binding; protein serine/threonine kinase activity. The record is from RefSeq and is a predicted model, not a curated record. The transcript is spliced from 4 exons. Lineage: Eukaryota; Fungi; Basidiomycota; Agaricomycetes; Polyporales; Fomitopsidaceae. Gene Ontology annotation, cellular component: cytosol; cytoplasm; nucleus. Gene Ontology annotation, biological process: negative regulation of glycogen biosynthetic process; protein phosphorylation; intracellular signal transduction. The coding region runs from base 306 to 2297 and encodes 663 amino acids.